GCAUGCAAUGACGACGCUGAAAGGGAAACCACAACCAAGCGGAUAUCCUUUCCAGCCUGUCCAUACGUAUGUUAUGAAUCCCAAAUCUAUAACAAUGGGUCAGCUGUAUGGGGAGUUCGAUCUGCAGACUCAUGAAUGGACUGAUGGUAUUCUGCCAUGCCUAGUCCGUCAAGGAAUAAACGCAGAAAACAAGGAUAAACGAUGGUACGUUUUUGACGGUCCCGUGGACGCAGUUUGGAUAGAAAAUAUGAACACUGUAUUAGAUGAUAACAAGAAACUGUGUCUCAGCAGUGGAGAGAUCAUCAAGUUGAGGGAUACUAUGACUAUGAUGUUUGAAGUGGCUGAUUUGGCUGUAGCGUCACCCGCAACAGUAUCUCGAUGUGGCAUGGUGUACUUAGAACCUAGUGUCUUGGGACUAAGUCCAUUCAUCAAUUGUUGGAUAAAAAGAUUACCUGAGUUAGCCAAACCAUACAGAGACAAGUUAAAGGAGCUAAUUUAUCAUUAUGCGGUUCCCGCCAUUGCAUUACUACGUUCGAGCUUGAAAGAAAUUUUAACCUCUGUGGAUUCGGCUCUACUCACGUGCUUUCUACGCUUGUUGGACUUCCGUUUGGGCCCGCUAGCUGGUAGAGACAACAAGCCGCCUCCUGCAACUCAAUUUUUGGCUCUUAUUCGAGGACUACUGGUGCCCUGGGUAGCGUUCUCUUUAAUUUGGUCAGUCGGAUGCACAUGCGAUAACGAUGGGCGUAUUGUAUUUGACAGAUGGCUUAGGAAAAGGAUGGAGGAUGCCAAACAUAAGCCUUCAUUCCCUGAAGACUCAUCCGUCUAUAGCUUUAAGCUCCACGAUGGCGGCUUCACAGAUCCAACUGACGAUGGUGAACCCUCACCACCCACAUGGAGAAGCUGGAUGGAAAAUACAGAAGAAUAUAAAAUUACCGUCGAUAUGAGGUAUUCUGAUAUUGAGGUACCAACAGUGAACAACGUCAGAAACGCAGAACUUCUUGGAAUUAUUCUCUACAAUGAGGACAACGUGCUAUGUGUGGGACCAACAGGAACAGGCAAAACUUUAACUGUUAUUGCGAAACUUAGCAAAAACAUGCAUAAAAAGUUUAUCUGUGACUUUAUGAGUUUCUCUGCUAGAACUACUGCAAACCAAACGCAGGAUCUGAUUGACUCUAAGUUAGAUAGGAGAAGAAAGGGGGUAUUUGGACCUCCAGUACUGAAGCGACAAGUAUUUUUCAUCGAUGAUUUCAAUAUGCCUGCUCUUGAGGUGUAUGGAGCUCAGCCGCCUAUUGAGCUGAUACGGCAGUGGAUGGACUUUGGAGGUUGGUAUGACAGAAAAAACAUUGGAGAUUUCCGGAAUAUAAUCGAUGUAAAUUUUGUGGGCUCUAUGGGACCUCCUGGUGGUGGAAGGAAUCCUGUCACAGCUCGACUGCUGAGACAUUUUCACUAUUUGACAUUCUUAGAAAUGGAAGAUGAUAGUAAGAGGAAGAUAUUCGGAACGAUCCUAUCCUUCUGGUUAAGUAGAGCGCCAGAUUGUGCUGGAUACUACGAGAAUAUUCUAUCCUCGACACUAGAUGUAUACAGUACCAUCUUGCAUGAAUUGCUACCAACUCCUGCCAAAACUCACUAUACCUUCAACUUGCGCGAUCUCAGCAAAGUCUUCCAGGGAUUAUUGAUGUUCGACGCUGAAACACUGACGGGCUUGCACGAAAUAUUAAGACUAUGGUAUCACGAGUGUUGUAGAGUAUUCCAAGACAGACUUGUAAAUGAUGAAGACCGUGAGUGGUUUGAUCGUUUAUUGAGAGCCAAGAUUGCAGAGUAUUAUGGAAUAAUUCCUGAAAAUGCUCUAGGAAAUGAAGCUAUAUUAUUUGGAGAUUUCAUGGAUCCUUCUGUCGGUGCUGGCUCCUAUGUCCAGAUAACAGAGUUUGAUAGACUCUCUGAUGCAUUGAACUUUUACCUGGAAGACUACAAUAAUCAGAGUACAAAACCCAUGAAGUUAGUGCUAUUCCUGGAUGCCAUCUCCCAUGUUUGUAGAAUUGCACGGAUAAUGAGACAACCUAUGGGGAAUGCUCUAUUGUUGGGGAUGGGAGGAUCAGGAAGGCAAAGUUUGACAAGACUUGCAGCAUUUAUGGCAGAGUACAACUGCUUCCAGAUAGAGCUGAGCAAAUCUUAUGGAUCAAUUGAUUGGAGAGACGAUAUUAAGCAAUUAAUGCUCAACGCUGGUUUGAUGAAGAGAGAAACAGUUUUCCUCUUUUCAGAUACCCAGAUAAAGUCGGAAUCCUUCCUGGAGGAUUUGAAUAAUAUUCUGAACUCCGGAGACGUACCAAAUAUCUAUCAGCCAGACGAAUUGGACAAAAUCUAUCAAGGAAUGAAGGGCACACUCCAGGAACUUGGUCUUGCAGCGACAAAAUCCAACUUGUUUGCUGUCUAUCAAAAGCAAGUUAGAUCCAACUUACAUUGUGUUAUUACCAUGAGUCCUAUAGGAGAGGUGUUUAGAGCAAGAUUGAGACAAUUUCCAGCUUUAGUUAACUGCUGUACUAUUGACUGGUUCAGUCCUUGGCCUGAUAGUGCUUUACAGUCUGUAGCCCUCCAGUUUCUCAACGAUGUAGAAAACCUGAAUGUAACAGAAGAAAUCCUGCAAGGCAUUGUCUUCGUAUUUCAAUACAUGCAUGCUAGCGUUGUAGAAGCCAGCGAGAGGUUUAAACAGGAACUAUCCAGACAUAACUACGUCACACCGACCUCAUACCUGGAGCUACUAUCAAGUUAUACUGAGUUGAUGAAUAAAAAGAAGAGUUCUUUGACUGAAGGAGUCAGCAGACUUCAAACUGGGUUGGGAAAGCUACAAAGUACCGCCGAAGAGGUGAAGGUACUACAAAUAAACUUGGAAGUCAUGAAACCAGCAUUGGAAGUGGCGGCUAGAGAUGCCGAUACAAUGAUAACAAAGAUUGCUGCUGAUACUGCUAUAGCGGAAGAAACAAAGGCAAUAGUCGAAAGGGAAGAGGAAGAGGCUAGUAAAAAGGCACUUGAGACUCAAGCUAUCGCUGAAGAUGCGCAACGAGAUCUUGACGAGGCAAUGCCAGCUCUGCUAGAAGCUGAAGCCAGUUUGAAAUCUUUGAAUAAAAAUGACAUUGUUGAAGUGCGGUCAAUGAAGCGUCCUCCUGCCGGUGUCGUCUAUGUUAUCGAAGCGAUUUGUAUCGUGAAAAAUAUCAAGCCUAAUAAGGUUCCCGGAUUUAGGCCAGGUGAAAAACUUCUAGAUUACUGGGAGCCAGGUAGAAACAUGCUAUCCGACCCAGGAGCGUUUCUGACAUCUCUCAUGAACUUCGACAAAGAUUCCAUCACCGAGGAUAUGAUAGAAAAGUUAAAGAAAUAUGUUGACGACCCACUGUUUACACCUGCUAAGAUUGCCAAGAUAUCGAAAGCUUGCACUUCACUGUGCAUGUGGGUGCACGCAAUGUUCAAGUACUACUUCGUCAACAAAAACGUGGCACCUAAGAAGGCUGCGUUAAAGCAGGCGAAAGAAGAUUUGGCGAAAACUGAGAGGAUUCUAGCGGAAGCUAAGGCUAGAAUGGCAACUGUAUUAGCUGGUUUAGAAGAAUUACAAAAACAGCUGGAUGCGAAAAUAGCUUUCAAGCAAGAAAAAGAACAAAGCAUCGCUUUCUGCGAAGAACGAAUGAAUAGGGCUGUCAGACUAAUAUCAGGCUUAGCUGAUGAACGUGUGAGGUGGACAGAAACGAUCGAGAACAUCGAAGCGAACGUAAUAAAUGUUACAGGGGAUAUCUUGAUAUGCUCGGGAUGUGUUGCGUAUCUCACUCCUUUCACUGACUCCUACAGGAGACAGCUCUUCAGUAGCUGGUUGCAACGAAUCUCAGAAUUUCACAUACCUUAUACCGCAAAUUGUACACCUGUCUCCAUUUUGGGAGAGCCAGUCCAAAUACGACUCUGGCAACUAGAUGGGCUACCCAGGGACUACCUAUCCGCAGAAAAUGCUGUCUUGGUAUCAUGCUCCAGAAGAUGGCCGCUAUUUAUAGACCCUCAAGGUCAAGCGAACAAGUGGGUCAAGAAUAUGGGUAAGCAAAUGGGCCUCGCUGUCUGUAAGUUAGCAGACAAAGACCUGAUUCGUACCCUAGAAUCCGCAAUACGCUUCGGCAAAGCUAUCUUGAUUGAGAACGUAGGUACAGAGCUCGAUCCUGCGUUAGAUCCGGUACUGUUACGACAGAUAUUCAACCAAAGUGGUACGAUGGUUGUGAAGCUUGGAGAUGUCGUAGUACCUUACGACAAUAACUUCAGGUUGUAUAUCACUACCAAGCUGCCAAAUCCACAUUAUACGCCAGAGGUUUCUAUCAAGGUGUUGUUGGUGAACUUUACCGUAGUACCAAGUGGUCUACAAGAUCAGCUACUAGCGCUGGUGGUCAUGCAAGAAAGGCCGGACUUAGAAGAGCAAAGAAGCCAGAUCGUGGUCAGCAUCGCUACAAUGAAGCAUGAAUUAAAAGAGAUUCAAGACAGGAUUUUACUGAAGCUGAGUACAUCCGAAGGAUCUCCUUUGGAUGAUUUAGAUUUUAUUAUUACCCUAGAGGCUUCUAAGUUGAAAAGUGAAGACAUCAAGAACAAAGUAGAAGCCGCAGAGAUAACUCAAAUAGACAUAGACAACACAAGAGCUCUGUACAUCCCCGUAGCAAACAGGGCACAAAUCCUCUUCUUUUGCUUGGCGGAUUUGUCAAACGUCGAUCCCAUGUACCAAUAUUCCCUGGAGUGGUUCAUCGCCAUAUUUGUGUCCAGUAUGGCAGAAACCGAAAAAACACCUGAAAUUAACUUAAGAGUAAGGACAAUCAACGACUACUUCACAUUCAGUUUAUACAGCAACGUUUGUAGAAGUUUGUUCGAAAAGCACAAGCUACACUUCGCCUUCCUUCUGUGUGUCAGAAUUCUGAUGGACUACGGGAAAAUAAAUCCUGGUGAAUGGCACCAUUUCCUGUCUGGUGGUUCUCCUCUAAGGGAUUUGCCGAAUCCAGCGCCUGCCUGGUUAUCAAGCAAGUCUUGGUCCGAGAUAUUGGCUCUAGAGCAUUUGCCGUCAUUUCAACCAUUUGUAAGAACAUUUAAUGAUCACCUAGCCCAUUACAAGAAGAUUUUUGAAAGCCAGGAACCCCAUAGAUUCCCCAUGCCAGAUCAUUUAGAAAAAACCAUGGAUGACUUCCAGAAAAUCGUGGUGCUAAAAAGCCUUCGUCCCGACAAGGUGAUCAACGCAAUGCAAGAUUUCCUGUCUGCCAAACUGGGCAAAGAAUUCAUCGAGCCCCAAUCCUCGGACCUCUCGGCGAUGUUCAAAGAGUCCGGUCCGGCAGUGCCAUUGAUAUUCGUGCUGUCCACUGGUACCGACCCAGCUGCUGAGCUGUACAAGUUCGCGGAUAGGAUGAAAAUGUCAAAAAGGAUGUUCUCUAUAUCGCUGGGCCAGGGGCAGGGGCCUAGGGCGGAGAAGAUGAUUCAGAGCGGAUGCGAAGUGGGAUCGUGGGUGUUCUUUCAGAAUUGCCAUCUAGCCCCCAGCUGGAUGCCCCGCUUGGAGCGAAUCAUCGAAGGCAUCUCCCCGGAAAUGGUGCACCGCGACUUCCGCAUCUGGCUGACAUCCACCCCAUCCCCCCAUUUCCCGGUCGCCAUUUUGCAAAGCGGCAGCAAAAUGACAGUCGAACCGCCUGCAGGCGUCAAGGCCAACAUGAUGAGGGCCUACCGGAACGAGGUGUCCGAAUUGGCCGACUUCAUGCAGUCAGAGAACAAGAAAGCGCCACCGUUUAGGCUAUUGGUAUUUUCUCUCUGCCUGUUUCACGCUGUGAUUCUGGAAAGAAGAAAAUUCGGGCCCUUAGGCUUUAACAUUCCAUACGAGUUCACCGAUGGAGAUUUGAAGAUUUGUAUUUCGCAGCUCCAUAUGUUUCUGGUGGAAUACGAGGAUAUUCCGUUCAAAGUUUUAACAUACACUGCAGGGCAUAUCAACUAUGGUGGUCGAGUCACAGACGAUUGGGAUCGACGAUGUCUGAUGAAUCUACUAGCAGAUUACUACAAAGCAGAUGUUGUCAGUACCGAUUAUGUUUUUGACAAAAGAGGAUUCUAUUACCAGCUACCCCUUGACACCAUGUUCCUAGACUACAUCGAAUACAUCAAAACAUUUCCCAUAAACGAUGAUCCUGACGUGUUUGGUUUGCAUCCAAACGCAGACAUAACCUUCGCUCAAGCCCAAACUUACCUUUGCUUAGCCACGUUGCUGAAGCUGCAGCCUAAGCAAGUUGGUGGAGCAGCUUCGAGUCAAGAAGAAGUGACAUCAAAUGUUGCUAGAUCGAUACUGGAGACGUUGCCUAAGUUGUUCGAGUUGGAUAAGAUAUCGCAAAAAUACCCAGUGCUGUACGAAGAAUCUCUAAACACUGUCAUAAUCCAAGAAGCCAUACGAUACAACAAAUUGCUAGUCGUCAUUAAAUCAUCUCUAAAUGAUCUGCUGAAAGCUCUAAAGGGGCUGGUGGUAAUGUCAGAGGCUUUGGAGAAAAUGUCUCUGAGCCUGUUUAGCAAUUUGGUACCAGCGAUGUGGGCUAGCAAGGCGUAUCCUUCACUCAAACCUUUGGCUGCCUGGGUUUCCGACUUGAAGGCCAGAACCCAGUUUCUGAACACAUGGGUAGCAGAGGCUAUACCAGCAGUUUUCUGGAUUUCUGGAUUCUAUUUUCCACAAGCUUUCCUGACAGGCACCUUACAGAACUAUGCUAGGAAACAUGUAGUGUCCAUCGAUACAAUCAACUUCGCAUUUAAGGUUUUGGCACAACCUCCACCAAAGAGACCGAGCGACGGUUGUUGUAUAAGAGGUCUAUUCUUAGAAGGUGCUAGAUGGAAUCCUCAAAUUGGUUUUCUAGAUGAAUCGAACCCAAAAGAACUAUACACUGAUAUGCCAGUGAUUUGGUUGAUCCCAGAAGAAAACCAUAAAAAACCUUCAGGUGUAUAUGAGUGCCCUGUAUAUAAAACCCUAACAAGAGCUGGUACUUUGUCUACUACAGGACAUUCUACAAACUACGUGCUAGCCAUUGAAGUGCCCAGUAGAGAAGCAGAACCUCAUUGGAUCAAAAGAGGAGUCGCUCUGAUAUGUGCACUGGACUAUUAGGACAUGAAAUGUCUUAUUAUGUACUUAAGUUUGCAUUUCUUUAAGGAAAUAUAUCAUAAAUUGAAC
Messenger RNA from Acanthoscelides obtectus, 7189 nucleotides. The record is from the annotation of a GenBank genome assembly. NCBI's taxonomy places the organism in Eukaryota, Metazoa, Arthropoda, Insecta, Coleoptera, Chrysomelidae.